Molecule: messenger RNA, 2508 nt
Organism: Ziziphus jujuba (common jujube)
Lineage: Eukaryota; Viridiplantae; Streptophyta; Magnoliopsida; Rosales; Rhamnaceae
Product: L-type lectin-domain containing receptor kinase IX.1
Exons: 1
Coding region: 105-2153 (682 amino acids)
Biological process (GO): protein phosphorylation
Cellular component (GO): plasma membrane
Molecular function (GO): ATP binding; protein kinase activity; carbohydrate binding
Source: RefSeq, a predicted model, not a curated record
UGUGCCGAUGAGACUACUAGUCAAUCAUCUGAAUAUAUGAGAAUCAAAUUUAACCUACAAAACUCACCCAAACUCACAAGCAAACCUCUCUGAUCGAUCAUCAUAUGGAUCUAAUUUGCUAUUCUUGUCAACAUUUUUCAUAUUUGAUGGUGAUGACCAUUUUAUUGUUUAUGAUUUAUAUCCCAUAUUCAUUUUCGCUAGAGUUUGAUUACUCAGUUCUAGAUCAAGAUAAAUUAGAUAAUAGUACCUUAAUAAGAGAAGGAAAUGCUACAGUCUCGGGUUCAGAAAUACAUCUGACACAAAACCAAGAGGACCAGAUUGGGCAGUUGAAGUAUUUUGAAUACUUGCAACUUUGGGACAGAGCCUCUGGAAGAGCAGCGGAUUUCACAACCAGUUUCUCCUUUAUCAUCUAUUCGCCAAAUGAGAGUUUACAUGGAGAUGGGUUGGCUUUCUUCCUUGCACAGCCUCCAUUUGGAGUCCCCAAUAGGACGGAUGGCAGUCGUCUUGGGUUAAUCAAUACCGAUGAUCAACCUUUCUCAACUACACAGAAAUUCGUUGCUGUGGAGUUUGAUACUUUUGCAAAUAAGGAUUUGGACCCGCAAAACGUUGCCGAACAUGUAGGUAUCGACAUCAACUCCUUGGUUUCAAACACCACUACAUCUUGGUCUUGUAAUAUCACUGCCCGGAAGGUGUACAAUGCUACUAUAAGUUACACUUCUGGAACAAAAAAUCUUAGUGUUUCCUUCACCGGAUAUAAAGAGGAUGUUCCCUUUCUGCAAAAUCUUUCUUAUGAAAUUGAUUUAACAAUAUACUUACCGGAGAAGGUUACUUUUGGCUUCUCAGCUGCUAAUGGAUUUUUCACUUCCACACACAUUCUUCGUUCAUGGUCUUUCCAUUCCAGUGACUUCACAAGCAAGAAUUCUAAGAUAGGAUUGGUCAUUGGGUUGAGCAUAGGUGUUUCUGUUUUUAUUGGAGCUUUAGGUUUGAUUUCUUUUGGUGUAUGGAAGCGGAAGAAGAAGAAGAGUAUCACAGAUCAAGAAGGAGAAGAUGAUGAUGAAUUGGGUAUUGAUCUGUUAAUGGACAAUGAUUUUGAGAGGAACAGUGGAGCUAAGAGGUUUUCCUAUGAUGAUUUAGUCACGGCAACAAUGAACUUUUCAGAGGAAGAGAAACUUGGACAAGGAGGCUUCGGUUGGGUUUAUAGAGGUUUUCUGAAAAACAUGAACUCGUAUGUAGCUAUAAAGAAGAUAUCCACCAAAUCUCAACAGGGGAUAAAAGAGUAUGCAUCCGAGGUGAAGAUCAUCAGCCGACUGAGACACAGAAAUUUAGUGCAACUCAUCGGUUGGUGCCACAGAAAGAAAGAUCUACUCCUCAUCUACGAGUUCAUGUCAAAUGGGAGUUUAGAUUUCCAUCUAUUCAGAGGUAAAAACUCAUUGACUUGGGUGGCAAGGUACAACAUAGCUCGAGGCUUGGUCUCUGCAUUGCUUUACCUGCACGAAGAGUGGGAACAAUGUGUGUUGCAUAGGGAUAUUAAAUCGAGUAAUGUGAUGUUGGAUUCAAAUUUCAAUGCUAAGCUGGGUGAUUUUGGGUUAGCUAGGCUAGUGGACCAUGAAAAAGGGUCACAAACUACAAUUGUGGCUGGAACUUUAGGCUAUUUGGCCCCUGAAUGUUUCACAACCAGCAGGGCUAGCAGGGAGUCCGAUGUCUACAGUUUUGGUGUUGUAAUGUUGGAGAUAGCUUGUGGAAGAAAACCCAUUGAUCCUAAUGUCGGAGAUGGUGAUCAUCAAAUUGGAUUGGUGGAGUGGGUUUGGAAGCUCUAUGGAAUGGAAAAGGUUGUGGAAGCGGCCGAUCCUAGACUUUGUGGGGAAUUCAAUGAGCAACAAAUGGAAAGAUUGAUGAUUGUUGGGCUUUGGUGUGCUCACCCGGAUCACAAUCUGAGACCUUCAAUUAAGCAAGCCAUGCAUGUACUUGACUUUGAAGCUCCAUUGCCUGCUCUGCCAUUAGAGAUGCCAUUGCCAACUUAUUUGCCUCCUUCAGCUCCACGGUCUAAUUAUGGCAGCUCUUCUGCUUCUAACCAUACCCAAACCGAGUCUUCAACCGAUAAUAACACUCACUUUACCCGUUCCUCACAAUUUUCUUCAUCGUUUAGCCACUAGCCAAGUCAAUGUCUUGGUGUGGAAUUUGAUGCUUUUUGAUUCCAAAUAGCUAGUUUGUAGACUUUAAUCUAUUUUUUUGUUUCUGCUUGCAACUCUCUUGGCCGUAAAUUUCCAUUUCAUUUUGUUGGCUUCUAAUUCUUUUCAUGUUUUAUUAUUAUUUUUUUUAAUGGCCAAUUUUUGUUAUUAUAUUUUUAAUGCUAGAUUGUGGUUGUGCUAUAAAAAGCUAUACUAUUUGAUUUUGGCAACUAUGUCAAAUGCUAGAUUGUGGUUGUGCUAUAAAAAGCUAUACUAUUUGAUUUUGGCAACUAUGUCAACCCAAAGAGAGCCAUGUAUAGAUUCUCUGUUUCCUUUUUUA